AUGGGCGACAAAGACGAUGUGGAUACUCGGUUAGAGUUUAUGAGCGAAUAUAUUUUAAGAUCUCUGAAACAAAAAAUCGAAAAGUGGACAAAAUUUAUCACAGGAGAUGAAAGGCACAUUCUUUUCAAGUUUUUCGAGAUGCCAAAGUUCGAUAUAAUCGUAUUUCGUAUGAACACUGCCGGGUUACUAACUUGCGCUACUAACUUUCCACCUAUAAGCAGAGGGAAAAUGAUUUACUUUUUACGAAACAUAGAUGACAAAAUAACGCAAAUAAAUUUUCGUAAGGCACUUACAAUUGGUGAAAUUUCUGGCAACGUCUUAAUGGAUUUAAGUGUGAUGGCCGACGAAGUCAUCGGACCUUUGCUUUGUAAUCCUGAGAACCAGAAAGGUUGGCCGAAGAUAGUUAAGAAUGACAUGAAGAGACAUGUGAAUGAAUUGAGGAAUUUGAUGCAUCAACUUAAAGGAGAAAUGUCUAGCCAAAUAAUGCUUCCGAUGCCAGAAGGCGUUGAAAAUAUAUAUCACGCAGAAGCUAGAUUGAAAGAAAGUGAUUCAGAAGACGUCGAUUUACAGUUGAAAACAAAUAUUGAAGGAGCAAUCAUAAAAUGGGCCCAGCAAGUUCACGAUCUUCUGCAGGAAGAUUCCUAUAUCGCGUUCAAGAGGACAAAGUUUCCUCUUCCGACAGCGGAUAUUGAGUUCUAUUCGCACAGACUGCGUAACUUGGAAGGAAUAUAUUCUCAGCUGCGUGACCCGCGCGUGAAAAGGAUGGCUCACUAUUUGGAGUCCACUAGCAGCGUGUAUCUCGCUUGUUUCAAGUCUAUGCUUACUAACGUUGUAGCUGCUAUAAUCGAAUGCAGAGAUAUUUACGUAUAUCAAAAACCUUUAAUUCAACAUUUUGAAACUUUCGAAGGAACAGACUUUUUUGAUGCUAAAUCUCUGAUAAGGCCAAUGUUUCACUGCAUCGGGCUACUUUGGGGCAGCUCACGUUACUACUGUAAUGUGGAAAAGUUAAUCCCACUUUUACGCGAAGUAUGUAAUUUAGUGAUCCAGCAAUGCACUAACUCGAUCGAUCCUUUAUCCAUAUUUCAAGGAGACGCAGACGAACAGUUACUAAAACUGAGAAAGGCUAUGGGUAUUCUUGACCAUUUUAUUGAGACGUAUGAGAUGAAUCGUGACAAAGUUCAUACAUUUUUCCCUCCGGGCGUGAUGCCCGUGCGUUGGUCUUUCGACUUUGACCGCGUCUUCAUGCGCUUCAAUACUUAUAUGAAGAGGCUUAAAAUGAUUGAAAAUAUCGUCGAGGCUACCGUUGAAAUACUGAAAUUGGAAAAAGUAGAGUUUUCGGGACUUAGAGGCAAGAUAUUGAGCACAGAAUGUAUAAAGGUAUUGGAAGAAUAUACUAUAAUUUACCAAAACCUUGGUAACAUUACCUACGAUCCUGCCGAUCCUGAAGAUACAAGGUUUCUAACAGAUUAUGACAAGCACAUGUUAGUUCUAGAGGACGUCGAUCGGCGACUCGCUUCCCUUUUCUCGCAGGGUUUAGACGAGUGCCACGAUUUGGAACAUUUUUUUAAGUUCUUUCAAAUUAUUGGAGAUUUAUAUCACCGCCCAAUUAUUAAGAAGGAAUUAAAACCAAAAGUAGCUAAAGUACUAGAUUUUAUGCACUCAAACAUUGACGCUGUUAAAGAAAUAUUUGAUGAAGAAAUGGCGAAAUUUAAUCCAAAAGGCGUUGAAAGACCAAUGGUAGAUCCUUACCUGCCCCCUGUGAGCGGUAUAUUAUGGUGGAUUCACAAGUUGAGAAAAAGAAUUCAACUACCUAUGGAGGAUUUUAUUCUUUUUGAAGAUCCGAUUAGAGACACGGAAAACGCGAUUUAUCUCAGACAGAAACACAACGAGAUGUUAGGCUAUUUGAAUCAACUUGAGGAUCGGCAAUUUAAGCAGUGGUGUACAACUGUCCCGAACAUUUGUAAAACCCAUCUCGCAAAAAAUCUUAUAUAUCGCGAUCCUCCCUUUGUAAGAAAUAAUUUCAGCCCCGAGCUGGUGAUGUUGUUACGAGAGAUUCGGUAUAUGAAGUAUUUGGAGAAACAAGGAAUUCCACAGGAUGGUUUAGAUUUAUAUGCGAGAAAUGAAAAGUUGCAGUACGACAUGAAUCGUCUUAAUCGAGCCAUUGCGUGGUACAAUGCGAUACGCGAGGGAAGUCAUGAAACAGAAGUAGCUUUGAUAGAAAAAGAGAUAUCGGCGAUAGAUCAUCUUCUCGGACGAGGUGUCGAGGAGCUCACGUGGAAUGAUGACUUCACAGAAUGGAUGGCAGAAGUAUAUACUGCAAUAAAUACGCUUCAAGAAAGAGUGCUAACAGCUCAAAACAACGUCAGACGUGGACUAUCGAAUAUAGCGGCAUGGGGAGACAAGCCGCUGCAUAACCGCAAAGAAAAUCCUCAAAAACUAGAACUUUUGGCUGUAAAUGAACGCCAUCCUAGACUAGUUGUGCGGCGAAAUAAAAUCAUUCAAAGCCAUGCUGAAUUUGAACAAAUUUUGAAGGACAACUAUAAACUUUUCUUCAAUAUUCAGGAAGAUGAAGAGUCAGACGAAGAAGAAGAAGAAUUAGAAGAAGUCGAUGAAUCAACUAUGGACGAAGAAGAGCGUCUAGCUCGAGCUCAAAAGCUACAAGAAAUAAUGGAACAGCGUGAGGCUAAGCGUCUAGCUAGAGAAGAGAGAGAGAAAGAAAAGCAAGAAAUAGCACAAGCUAAAUUUGAGAGAAGAGAAGCAAGACGUCUGAAAAGAGAAGCUAAAGAGGCUGAAAGACAAGAGAGACAGACACGUCGUGACGCAGGCGAGGAAGUUGAAUCGCCAGCAGAGGAAGAAGAGGAACUAGAUCCAGAAGAAUUAGCUGAUAUCGAAGAGGAACGUCGAGAGAUGGAGGAAGAAGCAUUUCGCGCUGCUCGAUGGCCAGCUUAUGUGCAGUACAUUGAUAGUCUGGUGUCUACUCAAGUAAUGAAAGCAAUUCAGGCUAGUCUUGAUCUCUUUGAAAAACAAACGGAUUUAGAAAAAGGUCCUAGAGUCGCGUUUUUGGAAGUAGUUGCCGAAUUAAGAGAUCCAGAUAUUUAUUUCUCACCGUCCCUAGAACUCGAGGAUUCAGGUGGUUUGUAUGACACCCUUCGUGAAAUGAUGAAGGACAUGUUUCUGCAAGCAACUAUGUUUCCUCGAAUUGAUCCUAUAGUACCUAUUCCUACUUAUGAAGAGGAUAUAAGAAAAGAAGAGGCAAUGAUUGACCUUUAUCAUGAAAUAUUGAAGAGAGUAGAAAAUAGUAUAACUGAUGUUGUACAAUAUGCGUCCAAAUAUGAGAAGUACGCUCCGCUCUGGUUAGAAGACAGACAAGAGGUGUUGGCUAGCUUUUUAAAAUAUGGCCGUGUGAUACCGCCUGAGGAAUUUGACAAAUAUCGUUACGACAACGGUUGUGACCCACCUGAAACUAAACCUAAGCUCGAACAGUACCAAAAAGAGAUUGACAAAUUCAAUACGUUAUAUGCUGAAGUUUCGGAGUUACCAUCGGACUAUUUGUGUAAUGGUUGGUUAAAAUUGGACUUGAAAAGAUUAAACCAAGCGAUUAUGAAUAUAAUUUGUAAAUGGAGUAAUCUUUACAAACAAAAUUUAAAGGAUCAUGUGCAAACUAGUCUCAACGAUUUAGAAAAGUUUAUUGCAUAUGCUUCAAAAGAACUAUCGGUUGAGUUAGAAGAGGAUGACUAUGAGGGCCUACUAAAGGUAAUGGGAGUCCUCAACGAAGUAAAAGCUAAACAGGAUGCCGGCACCGACCAUAUGUUUGAACCACUGAGAGAUAUAAUAUAUGUUCUUAAGGAAUACGGUGUCGAAUUUCCAGAAGAAACAUAUGAGCAGUUGGAUGUGCUGCCGGAGAAGUGGCGUAACCUGGUGAAGCAGGCGACUGUGAUGAAGAACGAAGUCGCGCCGAUGCAAGCGGCACAAGCAGCGCUCAUCGCGAAGCGCGUCGCUCUCAUCAACCUACGUCUCACUAUGUAUCGCGAUCAGUUCAAGCUGAAAGAGAUAUUCCUUGAAAAUUGUAAGGAACCCUACAGACAAAUUGACAAAGUCCACCACGAGCUUGAGCAUUUUGAAGAAAUUGUAAACAACUUGAAAAAAUCUUGCGGACUGUUUGACAUACAGCCACCAGACGAAAAGAAUCUGAAGCAGUGUCGACGAGAAUUAAAACUGGCAAAACAACUCUGGGAUUAUUAUAAUUUGGUAAUGGGUACAAUUGAGUUCUGGAAAAAGUCUCCAUGGAAAAAGAUUGAUGCUGAUGGCAUGGAUCAGGAAUGCAAACGAUUUACUAAAGAUUUACGACAGUUGGACAAAGAAAUGAGAGUAUGGGAACCUUACCUUUCCAUAGAAGGAACUAUAAAGAAUUUAAUGACGUCACUAAGAGCAGUUACGGACCUUCAAAAUCCAGCCAUUAAAGACAGGCAUUGGGUUGAAUUAAUGAUGGCAACUAAGGUUAAAUUCCAUAUCGAUGAUGAUACAACACUGGCUGACUUGCUAGCAUUGAAUCUACAUAAAUAUGAGGAAGAAGUUAAGACAAUAGUAGAUAAAUCUGUGAAGGAGGCUGCCAUGGAAAAAACUUUGAAGGAACUGGAAUCAACUUGGGCUGUUAUGGAAUUCGAGUAUUUGGCUCAUGACAGAACAGGUGUUAAGUUGCCAAAAGCAAGUGAAGAGCUCGUCGAAACUCUUGAAGAUAAUCAGAAUCAAGUCCAAAAUAUGAUGUCAUCGAAGUUCAUUGGUUACUAUGAAGAGGAAGUAACAGCGUGGCAGAAGAAGCUGGGAACAGCUGAUGCCGUUAUAGCUCUAUGGUUCGAAGUGCAACGUAAGUGGCAGUACCUUGAGAGUAUAUUCGUUGGUUCAGAUGACAUAAGAGCUCAGUUGCCUGAAGAUUCUAGGAGAUUUGACACAAUCGAUAGAACAUUUAAGGAACUACUGAAAGAUAUAGGUGCAACACCAAACGUAGUGCAAGCUACGAAUAAACCUGGUCUUCUGGAUAAAUUGGAAGAAUUAAUGGCAGCACUAAAUCUUUGCGAGAAAGCUCUUAACGAUUAUUUGGAAACAAAACGUUUGGCAUAUCCUCGUUUCUAUUUUGUAUCUUCAGCAGAUCUACUUGACAUUUUGUCUAAUGGGAAUAAUCCACCUGCGGUAUGUCGCCAUUUGUCGAAAUUAUAUGACAAUUUAGCAAAGUUGGUUUUUACAAAACCGGGUAGCAAACAAGCUUUUGAAAUGAUUUCUAAAGAAAACGAAGAACAUGUACCAUUUAAAGCUCCAUGCUGUGACUGUUCUGGCAAGGUCGAAGUGUGGUUGAACCGUGUGACGGAUUGCAUGCGUUACACGCUCCGCGAUAUCUUCGAGCACAGUGUGAAGUCGUACGAAGACAAGCCUCGCGACGAGUGGGUGUUCGACUGGCCGGCGCAGCCCGCGCUCGUUGGCACGCAGAUCUGGUGGACCACAGAGACAAACCAGGCGUUUGAGAAACUUGAAGAAGGUUAUGAAAAUGCUCUCAAAGACUAUCAAAAAAAACAAAUUGCGCAACUAAAUGCACUGAUUGUUUUGCUGUUGGGCGAUUUGACAGUCGGAGAUCGUCAGAAAAUCAUGACCAUUUGUACUAUUGAUGUCCAUUCCCGAGACGUUGUGGCUAAACUUAUUAUUGCUAAAGUAGAGACAUCAGCUGCAUUUCAGUGGCAGAGUCAGUUGAGGCAUCGAUGGGAUUUAAAGCUGAACAAUUGUUUCGCUAAUAUAUGCGACGCACAAUUUCUUUAUGAUUAUGAAUAUUUGGGCAACACACCUCGACUUGUAAUUACGCCUUUGACGGACAGAUGCUAUAUAACUUUAACGCAGAGUCUUCAUCUAAUUAUGGGUGGAGCACCAGCCGGACCGGCAGGAACAGGCAAAACUGAGACCACAAAGGAUUUAGGUCGUGCUUUAGGUAUUAUGGUCUACGUAUUCAAUUGUUCCGAGCAAAUGGACUACAAAUCUUGUGGCAAUAUUUAUAAAGGAUUGGCUCAGACGGGAGCUUGGGGAUGUUUUGAUGAAUUUAAUAGAAUAUCUGUAGAAGUAUUGUCAGUCGUAUCGGUACAAGUUAAGAGUGUUCUCGACGCUAUUAAAGCAAAAAAGAAAAAGUUUGAUUUUAUGGGAGAAGUUAUCUCGCUUAUUCCAACGAUAGGAAUGUUUAUUACUAUGAAUCCGGGAUAUGCGGGAAGGACUGAAUUGCCGGAAAACCUUAAAGCUCUUUUCAGACCAUGUGCUAUGGUAGUGCCUGAUUUCGAACUGAUCUGCGAAAUUAUGUUAGUGGCUGAGGGUUUCCAGGAUGCUCGUCUGCUUGCUCGCAAAUUUAUCACACUAUACAUGCUCUGUAGGGAGCUUUUAUCGAAACAGGAUCAUUACGAUUGGGGUCUAAGAGCUAUUAAAUCGGUGCUUGUGGUUGCUGGGUCAUUAAAGCGAGGCGAUCGACUUAGACCUGAAGAUCAAGUUUUAAUGAGAGCAUUGCGUGAUUUCAAUAUACCUAAAAUAGUGACGGACGAUAUGCCAGUCUUUAUGGGAUUAAUCGGUGAUUUGUUCCCUGCACUUGACGUGCCUAGAAAACGAGAUUUAGAUUUUGAAAAACAUCUUGUCGAUGGCGCAAUUUCUAUGAAACUUCAACCAGAACCUGGAUUCAUUUUAAAGAUGGUACAAUUAGUAGAAUUGUUCGCUGUUCGACACUCGGUAUUUAUCAACGGGUUUGCGGGAACCGGCAAGUCUAUGGUAUGGCAAUGUCUCCAUAGAACUUAUCAGAUGUUGAAGAUGAAACCAUUUUAUAAUGACCUCGAUCCAAAAGCCGUUACAAACGAUGAGCUGUUUGGAAUCAUAAAUCCAGCGACGAGGGAAUGGAAGGAUGGUUUGUUUUCCACAAUAAUGAGAGACAUGGCCAAUAUGCCAGGAGAUGGACCAAAAUGGAUUGUUCUUGAUGGUGAUAUCGAUCCUAUGUGGAUUGAAAGCUUGAAUACUUUGAUGGAUGACAAUAAGGUGUUAACGCUAGCAAGCAACGAACGUAUUGCUCUUACAAAAUCAAUGAGGUUACUGUUUGAGAUAGCGACAUUAAGAACAGCUACCCCCGCUACUGUAUCCCGUGCGGGCAUUUUGUAUAUAAACCCUCAAGAUUUGGGAUGGAACCCAUUUGUAGCCUCAUGGAUUGAUACAACACGAGACGAUGAAUCCGAAAAGGCAAUGCUAACAGUCAUGUUUGACAAAUAUAUUCCUUCACUAUUAGAGUCGUGUAAGAAAUAUAAACGAAUAACGCCACUUAGUGAGCUACAGCAGAUUCAGUUAACGUGCUAUCUAUUGGAGUGUUUCCUGAACAAAAGCUUACUACCAAGUGACUGCCCAAAAGAAUGGUAUGAAACAUAUUUCGUAUUUUGUGUCGUCUGGGGUUUUGGUUCUGGUCUUUUUCAAGAUCAACUCGUGGAUUGGCGUAACGAGUUCAGUAAAUGGUUCUGCAACGAGUUUAAGCAGAUUAAAUUUCCGUCGACGGGGAAUGUCUUCGGUUUCUUUAUAGAUCCCGAGACCAAGAAAUUCUUACCUUGGGCGGAAAAAGUAGAGUCCUUUGAAUUGGAUCCUGAUAUACCUCUACAGUCAUGCUUGGUGUCAACGUCUGAAACUACUCGGAUCCGAUUUUUUAUGGAUUUGUUGAUAGCAAAACAGAAGCCUGUAAUGUUAGUAGGUAGUGCUGGAAGUGGAAAGACAGUUAGCGUAGCGGCAAAGCUAAAUUCUCUUUCUGACAAUUUUGCUAUUACGAAUGUACCCCUUAACUUUUAUACUACAUCAGAAAUGAUUCAGAAAGUGUUAGAAAAGCCUUUAGAGAAAAAGUCAGGGCGAAACUUUGGACCCCCUGGUAGUAAAUUUAUGAUUUACUUCGUGGACGACCUCAACAUGCCUGAAGUGGACACAUAUGGUACAGUGCAGCCCCAUACACUCAUAAGGCAGUUCAUGGAUUAUCGUCAUUGGUAUGACCGACAAAAACUGAGUCUUAAGGAUAUAUCAAAUUGUAUGUUUGUCUCCUGUAUGAAUCCAACUGCUGGUUCAUUUACCAUAGAUCCACGUUUACAGAGACAUUUCUGUACAUUUGCUGUGAGUUUUCCAGGACUGGAUGCAUGUUUUCACAUCUACAAACAGAUCCUAUCACAGCAUCUAGCUAAUCCUUUGAAUAAGUUUAACAUAACAGUGCAACGUUAUGCUGAACCGCUUGUCAACGCAGCCCUUGCCCUUCACACGAAGCUCGCGUCAACCUUUUUACCCACAGCCAUUAAAUUUCACUAUAUUUUCAAUUUGAGAGACCUGUCCAAUAUUUUUCAGGGCAUAUUAUUUACAACGGGCGAUGCUAUUAAAGCACAGUCAGAGUUAAUAAGGCUUUGGAUGCACGAAGCAACCCGUGUAUAUUCAGAUAAGUUGGUGGAUUCCAGUGAUAAUGAGAACUUCGCUAAACUAAUAACCGAUGUAAUUAAGAAAAACUGUGAGGACUAUGAUGAGAAUGUAGUAUUCGAAAAACCGUUAAUUUAUUGCCAUUUUGCUGAGGGUAUCGGUGAUCCUAAAUAUUUUCCAAUAAGGGAUUGGGCACAAAUCAAACGUUUGCUCGAUGAAUCUUUAUCAUCCUAUAAUGACCUUGUUGCCACAAUGAAUUUGGUUCUUUUCGAGGACGCAAUGUACCAUAUAUGCAGAAUAAAUCGUAUACUAGAAGCACCGCGUGGUAACGCCUUGUUAGUGGGAGUAGGAGGUUCUGGAAAACAAUCUCUAUCUCGACUGUCAGCUUUCAUAUCAUCAUUAGAAGUUUUUCAAAUCCAACUUCGCAAAGGAUAUAGUAUUAACGACCUUAAAGUGGACCUUGCUGCCUUAAACUUAAAAGCUGGAUUGAAGAACAUUGGAAAUAUGUUCUUGAUGACAGAUGCACAAGUAGCUGAUGAACGAUUCCUCGUACUCAUUAACGACUUAUUAGCUUCUGGGGAAAUUCCUGAACUUUUUGCGGACGACGAAAUUGAAAAUAUCAUUAAUGGUGUCAGAGGAGAGACAAAAGCAACCGGCGUUCAAGACACACGUGAAAAUUGUUGGAGGUUUUUCAUAAAUAGAGUUCGGACUAUGUUGAAGGUGGUGCUAUGCUUUUCUCCUGUAGGUGCCACACUUCGAGUACGUGCUCGUAAAUUUCCUUCAAUUGUUAACUGUACUGCAAUUAAUUGGUUUCACGAGUGGCCUCAAGAGGCGCUUCGAUCUGUGUCCAAGAGAUUUAUUUCUGAAGUGGAGUCACUACCGCCUCACCUCGUUGAUCCAGUUUCAUCCUUUAUGUCACACGUACAUCAAAGUGUAAAUCAAAUGUCAGCUAUGUACUUUCAAAAUGAACGUAGAUACAAUUAUACUACACCAAAAACGUUCCUUGAGCAAAUAUCGUUAUAUGGUAAAUUAUUAAAUGAGAAGACUAAAAAUCUAAAAAUGAUGAUAUACAGACUUGAAAAUGGUUUAGAAAAGUUAGCGUCUUGUGCUGCUGACGUAGCUGUAUUAAAGGUCACCCUUGCUGAACAAGAACAAAUACUAAAAGUUAAAAAUAAGGCAGCAGAAGAGCUAAUUGAAGUAGUUGGAGCUGAAAGUGAAAAAGUGUCAAAAGAAAAAGCAUUUGCUGCGGAGGAGGAAAAAAAGGUUAAAGUGAUUGAAGAAGAUGUAACAAUAAAGGCAAAGAUAUGUGCUGAUGAUUUGGCUAAAGCAGAACCAGCGUUGAUUGCAGCUCAAGAAGCUUUGAAUACCCUCAAUAAAAAUAAUUUAACAGAACUUAAGUCCUUUGGUUCUCCACCAGAUGCCGUUGUUAAUGUAACAGCCGCUGUUCUUGUCCUCUUUUCUAAGAAGGGUAAAAUACCAAAAGAUAGGUCGUGGAAAGCGUGUAAGCUGAUGAUGGCUAAAGUCGAUCAAUUUUUGUAUGACCUAGUUUACUACGAUAAAGAAAAUAUUCACCCGGAUGUUAUUAAGGCUGUCUUGCCAUAUAUCAAGAAUCCAGAAUUUAACGCUGAGUUUAUAAUGUCAAAAUCAGCAGCUGCAGCUGGACUUUGCGCUUGGGUAAUAAACAUCGUUAAGUUUUACGAUGUGUACGUUGUGGUGGAACCGAAGAGACGUGCUCUCAACGCGGCCAACGCAGAGUUGCAAGCUGCGAGAGAUAAGCUCGCAUUCCUUACAGAUCAGAUUAAGGAACUGGAAGAAAAGUUAGAAGAGUUAUUAAAGGCAUUCCAAGAAGCUGUUAACGAAAAAAUGAAAUGUCAAGCAGAAGCCGAUGCUACUAACUACACUAUUGAUUUAGCAAACAGAUUAGUAAAUGGUUUAGCUUCAGAGAAAGUCCGAUGGUCGGCAACGGUAGUAAAUCUAAAAGAAUCCGGAGUCAUGCUGCCUGGUGAUGUAUUAGUAGUGACAGCAUUUAUAUCCUACGUUGGAUGCUUUACGCGUCGGUAUCGGCUGCUCCUUAUCAAUGAGGAUUGGAUUCCAACACUUGCAAAAACUGAUCCUAAAAUUGAGACGACAGAGGAUUUAGAACCAUUGUCAAUGUUAACGGACGACGCGCAAGUAGCAGCUUGGAACAACGAGGGUCUGCCCACUGACACGAUGAGUACUGAGAAUGCUACAAUACUUACCAAUUCUGCACGAUGGCCACUUAUGAUUGACCCUCAGUUGCAAGGUAUCAAAUGGAUUAAAUCCCGGUACGGCGAUGCCCUUGUCGUGAUCCGUUUAACGCAGCGUAACUACUUGGACCGCAUCGAACGCGCCGUCAGCAACGGAGACGUCGUGCUGCUCGAGAACAUCGGGGAGAGCGUCGACGCCGUGCUCGAACCGUUACUCGGACGAGUGCUAAUACGGAAAGGAAAAGUUUUAAAGAUUGGUGACAGAGAAAUAGAUUAUCAUCCGAAUUUCCGACUUAUAAUACAAACAAAAUUAGCUAAUCCUCAUUAUCAACCUGAAAUGCAAGCGCAGUGCACUUUGAUAAAUUUCACUGUAACAAGAGAUGGGCUUGAAGAACAAUUGUUGGGAGAAGUAGUUAAAUCUGAAAGGCCUGAUCUAGAAACACUGAGAGCAGGACUUACAAAACAACAAAAUGACUUCAAGAUCACUUUAAAAAGUCUCGAAGAUGAUUUACUAAAACGAUUGUCUUCCGCGGGACCAGAUAUUCUUAGUGAUUCAGCUUUGGUCAUUAACUUAGAGACUACGAAGAAGACAGCUGCAGAUAUAGAAGUGAAAGUCGAAGAAGGAAAAGUGACUGCGGUCAAGAUUGAUGAGGCCCGAGAAAGAUACAGGCGAGCAGCUACACGAGCUUCAAUCUUAUAUUUCAUUUUAAAUGAUUUAUACAAAAUAAAUCCGAUGUAUCAAUUCUCCUUGAAAGCGUACAGCGUAGUGUUUAAAGACGCCCUUUUAAAGGCUGAGCCGUCUGAUGAACUGGACGUUAGGGUUGCCAACUUAUUGGAUAGCAUAACAUUUGCUGUAUUUGUUUACACAAGCCGUGGGUUGUUUGAAAAGGAUAAACUGGUUUUCUUGUUUCUGGUCACGUUGCAAAUAUUACAAGGUGAUGGAAAAGUAGAUCCACGGGAACUAGACUUCUUACUCAAAUAUGCAGUUGCUCCGGUCAACUCUCCAUACUCUUGGUUGUCCAAUAAUUCUUGGGGAGGAAUUGUAGCGCUGGCAAAAAUGGAUGCUUUUGAAAAUCUAGAUAAGGAUAUUGAAGGAGCUACAAAACGGUGGCAAAAGUAUACUGAUGGUGAAGCUCCAGAAAGAGACAAGUUACCAGGCGAAUGGAAGAACAAGACCUCGUUGCAACGUCUUUGCAUACUACGAGCUCUCAGACCUGAUCGCAUGUCUUAUGCAUCUGGAGCUUUUUGUGAGGAAAACCUUGGAACAAAGUAUGCAGAGGCUAGAACUCCACCGCUGGAAAAGUCUUUUGAAGAAAGUACAUCUACUACACCCAUGUUCUUUAUACUUUCACCAGGAGUUGAUCCUUUAAAGGACGUGGAGAAAUUAGGACGUAAACUCGGAUUUUCUACCGACAAAAAGAACUUCCACAUCGUCUCGCUAGGUCAAGGUCAGGAGGUGGUAGCAGAAGAGGCUAUGACUGUUGCCUCAGAGCACGGCCAUUGGGUCAUACUUCAAAAUGUUCAUCUCGUAGCGAAGUGGCUUUCGACGCUAGAAAAGAAGAUGGAAGAGACUUUUGAAAAUCCCAUUGAAGAUUAUAGACUAUUUCUAAGUGCUGAACCAGCGGCAGAUGCUGCAUAUCAUAUUAUACCGCAAGGAAUUCUAGAAUCUGCUAUUAAAAUUACAAACGAACCUCCAAGCGGCAUGUGGGCUAAUUUACAUAAGGCUCUAGAUAACUUCAGUCAAGAAACACUAGAAAUGUGUAGCAAAGAGGCAGAGUUUAAAGCUAUAUUGUUCGCUCUAUGCUACUUCCACGCUGUUGUUGCCGAACGACGUAAGUUUGGACCUCAAGGAUGGAACAGGGUAUACCCCUUUAACUUUGGUGAUUUGACGAUUUGCGUAUAUGUGUUGUACAACUACCUGGAGGCUAACCCUCGCGUGCCCUGGGAGGACCUUCGGUAUCUCUUUGGUGAAAUCAUGUAUGGCGGACACAUCACCGAUGACUGGGACAGGAGGCUUUGUAGAACCUUCUUACUGGAGUACAUGCAGCCGGAACUGGUUGACGGUGAAUUGACUCUUGCACCAGGAUUUAUAUCUCCACCCAAUUCAGACUAUGUAGGUUACCAUCAAUACAUUGAUGAUUUCCUUCCCGAGGAGACGCCUUACCUUUAUGGCUUGCAUCCUAAUGCAGAAAUCGGUUACUUGACCACUGUUUCAGAAAGACUUUUCAAGGUUGUAUUUGAAAUGCAACCACGUGAUACUGGAGCUCAAGCUGGUGGCGGUGCUAGUAAGGAGGAAAUGGUGCGAUACAUAUUAGACGAUAUAAUGGAUAGAGUGCCAGAACCAUUUAACUUGGUGGAGCUUAUGGGAAAAGUGGAAGAACUGACCCCAUUCACAAUAGUCGCGCUGCAGGAGUGCGAGCGUAUGAACCGGCUUAUGGGAGAGAUUAGAAGGUCACUGAAGGAAUUAGAACUCGGUCUUAAGGGUGAGCUAACAAUAAGCAGUGACAUGGAGAAUUUGAUGGAGUCAUUGUUUAUGGAUCACGUGCCCGAGUCUUGGACUAAAUUGGCCUAUCCGAGCUUAUUGGGUCUCGCCGCCUGGUUUUCAGACCUUUGCCUGCGGCUCACGGAGUUGGAGAAUUGGUCUGGAGAUUUCAAUCUCCCCCCAGCAGUUUGGCUGGCCGGUUUUUUCAACCCGCAGUCGUUCCUCACGGCCAUCAUGCAGCAGACGGCGCGCAAGAACGAGUGGCCGCUCGAUAAGAUGUGCCUCAACUGCGAUGUCACAAAGAAGAAUAGGGGAGAUUUCAACGCGCCGCCACGCGAGGGCGCCAAUAUCCACGGGCUGUACAUGGAGGGCGCGCGCUGGGACACGGCCACGGGUGGCAUUGUGGAGUCCCACAUGAUGGAGUUGUUCCCCAUGAUGCCCGUGAUCUACAUCAAGGCUGUCACACAGGACAAGCAGGAUACGCGCAACGUAUAUGAGUGUCCCGUCUAUAAAAUACGAAUGCGUGGACCAACGUUUGUUUGGACGUUUAAUUUGAAGACAAAGGACAAGCCAACACGCUGGACCCUCGCAGGAGUCGCGUUGUUGCUCGGAGUGUGACUCUUCAAUUACAUUAUUACUACUACUAUAUUUUAAUUGUUAAAAUUGAUUAUUAUAGUGUUUAUUUUAUUUAUGUCACAUUGCUGUGUAGAAUAAAGUAAAGGCGUAAAUAAAAAUAUUAUAAAA
This is a messenger RNA of Melitaea cinxia (Glanville fritillary), 13893 nucleotides long. RefSeq names its product dynein beta chain, ciliary-like. Gene Ontology annotation, cellular component: dynein complex. Bases 1 to 13767 code for a protein of 4588 amino acids. The transcript is spliced from 82 exons. The record is from RefSeq and is a predicted model, not a curated record. Lineage: Eukaryota; Metazoa; Arthropoda; Insecta; Lepidoptera; Nymphalidae. Gene Ontology annotation, biological process: microtubule-based movement. Gene Ontology annotation, molecular function: minus-end-directed microtubule motor activity; ATP binding; dynein intermediate chain binding.